This is a messenger RNA of Amblyraja radiata (thorny skate), 2008 nucleotides long. RefSeq names its product poly(ADP-ribose) polymerase family member 11 (gene parp11). The coding region runs from base 187 to 1155 and encodes 322 amino acids. Gene Ontology annotation, cellular component: nucleus. NCBI's taxonomy places the organism in Eukaryota, Metazoa, Chordata, Chondrichthyes, Rajiformes, Rajidae. Gene Ontology annotation, molecular function: NAD+ poly-ADP-ribosyltransferase activity. The record is from RefSeq and is a predicted model, not a curated record. The transcript is spliced from 8 exons.
GGUAAGACCACGUGAUUCCACCUCCGCGCCUGCGAGCGGCGCUGUGCGCGGGGUUUAUUAUGACCGACGCGCUGCCGGAUGAUCGGCCUGGGCCAAGCGUUGGGAGGAAGCGACAAUUGAACUGGGCCUCGAGAGUCAACCGGAGCGACCGCGGUUGCGGCCUGGGCGGCUGCAGUAAUUGAAACAAUGGCGGGUGAAGAGUUUGCUUCAAUGAUGGAAGAUGUGACUGUGGAAGAAAUGGACACAUCUGAUACACAGUGGAACUGGUACUACUUGGGUGAAUGUGGAAAAUGGCACACAUUUGAGAAGGAUCCUAGUGUUCCACAUUCUGUAAACAGCGAAGAUAUCGAAAGAAUCUUCAGAAUGAAUACCAAUGGCAGUUUUUCAUUUUCCACUGCAAAAUACAACUACAUGAUAGAUUUUAAAGCAAUGAAACAAACUAAUACAGCAACUGGAAAGCAGAGGCCUGUAACACGUGCCGUCUUCUCUGUCACUGCUUUCAGUUUUAUAUGUGGAAAUGAAGAAAUUCCCAUUCCUUUGCAUUGGGAGAAUAUAGAUCGAGAUAAACCUUACCAGCUCUGUCCAUUGCAUAAAGCUUCAAAUGAAUAUCAGGAAGUUUCAAAACUCUUUGGACAAACAAUGGAUCAGAACCAAAUCACGCAAAUUCAAAGAAUUCAGAAUUUAGACUUGUGGGAGUUCUACUGCAGAAAAAAAGUCCAUUUGAAGAAGAUGAGAAAUGGAUUAGAAGUGAAUGAAAGAAUGCUGUUUCAUGGUACAAGCAAUGAGUUUGUGGAAGCGAUAUGUUCCCAGAAUUUUGACUGGAGAAUAAAUGGAGCCCAUGCUACAGUUUAUGGAAAAGGGUCUUACUUUGCUCGUGAUUCUUUGUACGCCAGCCGUUACUGCCGUGCUGAUAAGAAGUGUGAGGGAGCCUUGCAGACGCAUCAGUGGAAACCACGAUUCAAAACAAUGUUUCUGGCUCGAGUUCUCGUGGGCGAAUAUGUUGCAGGAGACCCCAAAUUUAUACGGCCUCCUUCCAAAGAUGGAGGUCUGGUGAACUUGUAUGAUAGCUGUGUGGACAACACAUGGAAUCCAAAGAUUUUUGUAAUAUUUGAUGCCAACCAUAUUUAUCCAGAAUAUCUAAUUAAUUUCUGUUAAACAGAAAUGAAGAAAUUACUGCUCAAAUUAUCUAGGAAAUUGAAAUGGAAAAACACAUUAAAUGCUGUUUAACCAUUUCCUUAAACAUAGAGAUUCAUUUUUACACUCUUGCAAUUGUAUAACGAGUACAAGCGAGGUGAUCUUAACAGCUCAUUUGCACUGGCUAAUAUGCUCCCUGGGACUUUUCUCUCUGUAGAUAAAGCAUCUGCAAAUGUCCUUGGCAUGAACAUGGAGCUCAUUUGUAUUUGUGGGAGUUAAUGCACAGAAUAUCUGAUGUUGAUAUCCAAUCUGCACUUUAAAACCUGGAAAUAUUGAAGAAAAGAUUCCUCGUGGUAUGAUGCUUGAGAGCGAAGAAGUCCUGCACUCCAUGUGGUGAUACUCUUCAUUGCCUUAUCCCCAUAUCUUUGCUGUCAUGUGUCUUUUCUCUAGUCAGAUAAUCCCAAUGCUGUCCCAUUUCAGCAUAGAGCAAGAGGGCUGCUUGAAGCCCGACUUCUUCCCAUGCACCAUGCCGCUCAGGGCUCGGUGGCCUUCCCUCUCCGAGUGAGCCGGGCCUGGAGCUGGGAUACAGCUGUGGUUCUCUGGCUCCCCCAGGCUGCGGGCCAGCCUCCAGCGGCCCUCUUACCCAUCGAGGCCCAGCACUGCUUCCUGUCGGCAGUCUGCUUACCGGCCCUCUGUCCAACUCCCUCCUCGCCGUUCCACGGAGUGAGCAGGGGCCGGGGUCUGCGGCAACCUCUCCAGGCUGGUUCUUGUUACCGUAGCCGCGAGCCAGCCCUGUUGUGGGGCGUGGCUGUAAACGCGGCCCGUUGGGAACGACCUUCUGCCGCAUAGUCCGUCGGGAGAUGAUCUGGUUAGA